AUGCUCUUUGUCAGAUGGCAGUGCUCGAGGAUUCUUGAAACGACGGGCAAUGUUCAUGGUAGAGGACAGUCUCAUUGUGAGACCAGUAUCUCCAAUCCUCGGUGUGUCUGUUCUGAACCGAGUGUUCCUCUCAAUGAUAUUGAGGUGCAAGUGGUGAAUGUGGGGCAAGCAAGAGGCGUUUCGUCUUUCGGUUGCUUCUUUUGUUACCGACUCUGCUCUAACCAGUGUUUUCCUGAGGUAGCCAAAGCAAGAACAAUGAGGAUCAGGAUACAUGGCUUGGUUUACCUAAAUUUCUACCGGCUGAUAUGA
Messenger RNA from Prunus armeniaca (apricot), 309 nucleotides. The record is from the annotation of a GenBank genome assembly. NCBI's taxonomy places the organism in Eukaryota, Viridiplantae, Streptophyta, Magnoliopsida, Rosales, Rosaceae.